Bombus pascuorum is the source of this 13353-nucleotide messenger RNA. It is a transcript of the gene nonC, whose product is annotated as serine/threonine-protein kinase SMG1. Lineage: Eukaryota; Metazoa; Arthropoda; Insecta; Hymenoptera; Apidae. Gene Ontology annotation, cellular component: TORC1 complex; nucleus; TORC2 complex. The transcript has 16 exons. Gene Ontology annotation, molecular function: protein binding; protein serine/threonine kinase activity. The record is from RefSeq and is a predicted model, not a curated record. Gene Ontology annotation, biological process: negative regulation of macroautophagy; TOR signaling; phosphorylation. Bases 971 to 11896 code for a protein of 3641 amino acids.
AUAUGGUGUAUUUUUUUUAUCAGUGGCAUCAUUGAUGGUUUUCUUGGAUUAAUUUUAAUGGCAUUGGUUGAUCCAAACCAAUUGGAUAUCAGAAUCGAUUGAGAUAUUUUUUCAACAAUAUUUUACAUUGGUUCAAGUUUUAUUUAGUCGCUUUAUCGUUUCAUUGUACUUAGUUUCAUUCCAGUAGGAGACGUAGAAGCGUAACGUAAUUAUACGUAACCAUACUAAAAUUCUUAAUUUACGUAUGCAGAUACAAAAUAAUUAUAUUUGCUUUAAAUGAUUUUUCUUUAUAUUAAGUGCCAGUGCCUGUUUGCCUCGUUAGCCAAUUCGUUAUUAUUUAGAACUCAUAUAAUAUAAGGUACCCAACAAACUGAUUCAAUUGUUUUUCUAUCUAUAUUUUCAUUUCACCAUUUUUUCUUAUUUUAUCUGUAUAUUACUUCUUUCCUACACAUGAUGUUCCAGGAAUCUCGAAAAAAAUUGUAGGAUUAAAAAAAAUAAUGUUAAAAAUGCUACUCGAUGUUUACAGAAAGCAUGUCAGUGAACAGUGUGAAAGGUACCACUCGUAAAUAGUGGUUAAUCCGUUUCAGUUUCGUGGUUGGUUGUUGGUUCUUGUGUAUCCACCUAAAUAAGUUAAUUUAAACAGACACAUAUGUACGAUUUUUCGGAAAUUCCAAAGAAUCUUUCAUGACUAUAUCGCUAUACAAAUAGAACCGUAAUAUAUUUUGAUUUUUACCAAUUUAUAAAUCGCUAUAAAAGUUCUCUGUUGAUCGGUUGUUGUCGAUACGGUGUGUACCUAUAGAUCGAACGCGUGGAGAAUCGGUUACGAUACUGUUCCACCUUUCGAUAUCUUCUUUCGAUUAUUUUCCACAAAAUAUUUUCCGAAAGAAAUCAAAGUGUGUUCCAUGUUCUAUGCCAUUACGAUAUUACUUUCCAAGGGAACGGUCAUGCAGAUCAUCUGCAGAGUAAUGUAAUGAAUAGCUGUGGGAACUCUAAUAUUAGCACCAAGCUACGUGGAUCUAAGUGUUCGGAGAUACAGGAAGAAUCUGUUAGUAACAAUCGAGCUAGUGUGUUAGAGAAAGGAGAUGUUGGUGUUCUAAGUGGAUAUAACUCCAAUGAUUUUAAUGCUCCAAGAGGCACUUUGGUCAUUUGUCCAAGAAAUACAAACAACUAUUCGUCUGAUCAUAGUUUCUCUAGAUUUAAACCAAGAAUUGGUGGUGUUCCACGCAAUGAAUUUCGAAUGGCUCGAGGAGGUAGCUCUGGAGAUCGUGCCAGAGGCUCUUUACGGGGUAGGGCCUUUAAAAAGACACCUAUCGAACGUGAUUCCAAUACAGAAACUAGUUACUACCCUACGACUAGACCAAAAUUUCAAGAAUCGCUGAAAAAUCAAGAAAAUGUACAAGGAAAAUAUUAUGAUGACAAAAGAAUAAAUGAAGAUUCUAGAAUUUCCAAACUUUUAAGAAGAUUGUAUCGGGAAGAUGAUUAUGAUCAUUUUAUGGUGUUGUGCAAACAAGCACAAGAAGGUAUAAUAGCGCUUGAAAAUCAAAGAUACAUAAGACGAAAUUUGGAUGUCAUCUGUGAAAGCCUAUUAGAUAUACUACAUACUGGGCCUGGACAAGAGGCAAAACAGCAAGUCGCAAAAUGUUUAGGACGUAUCGGUUACGCAACUGAACAAGAUUAUAAACGAUACAUGGAUUGGGUCUUUAAUAAAUAUUCACUGGAACGGAAAGAUGAUAUAAAGUGCCUUCUAAUUAAAUCAUUCGUUGAAGCUUUUAAAUUGGAUGCAGAGGCGCCAAGGCUGAAAGAAUUUUCAGUGCUAAUGAUGUCGCAAUUGCAAUCGACGCUAGAAAAUGUUGAUCGAUCCGAUCUAUUAGUAGCAACAGUGGAUGCGAUAUUACUGAUAAUGGAGUCUUAUCCUGAAACGUUUUCAAAUCACUUCCGUGAUACAGUUGAUAUAUUAGUUGGCUGGCAUAUCGACUCGACGCAACAAAAGACAAUUGUAGCUUAUGCCAGUCGUAGUUUGCAAAGGUUACGAACUUUUUGGAUAGCGGAUUUACAGUUUACUUUAACCCUACUAGGACAAUUUUUAGAGGACAUGGAAAGCUAUGAUGAGGAAUUAUCUUUACCAGAAUGUGGUAGGAGUUCUCCUGGAGAUGAAGCAUCUCCCACUUCCAGAGAAUCUAUUCGACGUAUUACAUCCUUAAUCUCGGUGUUUAAUACAGUUACAAAAAGUAUAUCUGAGCAUUUGAAUCCUAAUCUCACACCAAGCGUACAGUGGUCAUUUUUAUCUGAUUGUUUAUCAAAAAUGCUGAAAACAGUCGUUAAAGCGAUUGAAUUGGACAACGAUGAAACCUGGCUUUCGAAUUUUAAAGUUACACCCGAAAUUACCGAAGAAUUAUUAAAAUGCGUAAAAAAUGUGCGCAUCGUACCAAAAAAUUCCGAUAAAUCAGAACUAAUCGAAGAGGAUGUCAUCAAUAUGUUUAAAUCUUUGAAUUUGAAUAAAAAUAAAUUAAAAGAUUUAAAGCAAAAUAUCGAGCAAGAUGCUGCAUUGAAAGAAAGAGAAUCAUUGUUAAAUAUAAUACAAUGGACGGAGAUAAAAAUGAAGAAAGAUUUAAAUCUAACAGAGGAAAAAGAAGAAUUAAUAGUUGUUGCAAAUGAAUGCGCAUUUUUAUUAUUAGGUCAUCUUCAGAGUCGUAUAACAAAAAAUCAUGAGCUACUUUAUAAGUUUAUUGAUCUUCAGUUAAAAAGGAUCAGUAUCUUUUGGGAUGACACCAUAAUUUCUAUGUUAAAUACUAUUUCAAAAAUAAUAAAAGAAGUCUCCGCGAACUUGCCACUUGAACUAGUUCAUAAAUUGCUUGGGAAAGACUCUGCUUUACUCAAAUUGAGAUUUCAUGAUUCAAUUUCUAUCCAAAACGCCAGUCUUGGAGUAUAUCAUAGUCUUCUUAGUCUAAAAAAUAUUCCAUUAUUACAAGAAUCGUAUCGUUACAUAUUGUCGGACUUGGAAAUUGCUUAUAAACUUAUCUUAACAGAUAUCGAAAAUUUAGUAACAGAUAAUCCAUUACUUGAUGAUAUUAAAUACAAAAAGAAUGAUGCAGAAAUUGUAGUUACCUUUUUGCUAAGAGCUCUUUCUGAUAUAGCUAACGCGAGUAAUUCUAUCAUUGGUAUGUGGGCAUUAAAACCAAGCAUUUUAGAACUCUUGGCAGUUAAGCUGAGACCUUAUGACAGCAGUUUAUCGUUAACUAGUCCGUUCUUGCAAUAUAGCAUUUUGUAUUUGCUAUAUGCACAUUGUUCUAGAUAUAAUCAUUUUGUGCCAAGUUCAAGCUUAAUAACUGGAACUACUGCUUGUCGUCCAAUGGAUAUGUUUCCAGGAGCAUUGGAUGUUCCAACAACAUCACCUACUAGUGGUCAUCUUUCCAUAAUUCUAAACUUAAUAGCUAAAACUUAUAAUGAAUGCACACCAGAGCAAACGUUAUUGCUUUUAUCAACAUGGAUGCAAGAAAUUUGUAUACAAGCGGAAAAUUACAUUGGCAUUUUGAGUAAAACAAAGGAGUAUGAGAAUGUUCUCACAAGUCUUGUUACGUGUGGAGCUACCAUCGAUCGAGAUAUUUCUAUUGCUGUUUGUGAUCUCUUUGAAAUUUUAAUGAGUGCAAAAAGUGUAACCUGGAAAGAAGAAAUGUAUGCUUGUAUUGUAGACUUGGUGAUGUUACAUUUAACUUCACGAGACGAAAUCGUACGAGACAAGUAUGGUUCAUUAUUGACACAAAUACCUUUAAAUAUAGUGGUACCAAAACUUAACAGAGAGUGCUUAUUGUCGGAAACGAAGAAAUAUCAAGGAAUAAAAAAUUAUUCGACUGAGUCUUUAAUUCUUGCUCAAAGAUUACAUAUGCGAGGAACUAGCACUGGAGAGAUGCAAGCACAACAUUUCAAGACUUAUAUGGCUUUUUUAUUGCAAGAACAAUAUCUUGAUGCAGCUGGAUUGUCGGAAAUAUUUACUCUAUGUUGGCCAAUUGUAUCUGAGAGCGACACUAUCAAGAAAAUGUAUCGUUUAGCACUUGCAAAUAGAUCUUUUUUAUACUUCUGGGCUGGUUUUGAGGCAGCUCAACAUUGUGUGACGAACAAGCUUCGUACUUCAUUAGGAAAACCUCAAGAAACAUUUACGUCAAUCGAAAAUGCUUUGAAAACAUUAGCACGUGAAAUUUCAUACAGCUGUGAAACAACGAAAAAAGAGAAACGUAGCUUGGAUCAUCUACUAAGCGAACAUACUCGAGUACGAUUAUUUAUUGAAUUUCUUGAACAUCUUGAGAGAGUAAUACAUAACGCAGCAGAAGGUUGCGCGAUCGCUCUGUUACCAUUGUCGAAACCAGUUAGAACCUUCUUCCAUACUAACAAAUCGACUUGUAAAGAAUGGUUGAAUCGUAUUCGAUUGGCAUUAUGUGUAGUAUCGUUGCAUCCUGGAUUAGCUAGCAGUGCUCUGAGAAAUAGUCAGAGAUUAUUAGAGGAUUUAAGUAAUAGUGAUAAUACACAGGGUAUCGAAUUUGAAAGAGCGACGCUUUGUACGGCACAAGCUAUGGUAAUAUUGGGAGAGGCAGAGGCGUUACAGGGACUUUACGUUUAUACUAAGGAAAAGGAUAGAAAAUUUCCGUGGUUGAAAGCUGCCAUGGAAGAAGCUGCACAUCGCUACGAAUCUGCUGCCGAAGCGUAUAAGUUAAUUAUAGAGGAGCAUAUGCGCGUUGCAAGUAAUCGACUUGGAAAAGAUGUAGACCAAGAGGAAGAGGGAGAAGAUGUAGCUGACGGUAAUAGCGUUGGUGGUGUUGAUGGUACUAGUGCGAAUGAGGAGAUUUCCGAUGGAAAAGGCAAGUCUUUUAAAUCCGAAGGAGAUAAUCAAGUACUUGGUUUUUGUAUGCAACGAUUAUCUCAUUGUUACGAAGCUGUCAGUGACUGGACUCGGUUAGAGGCUUGGAAACAGCAAGAGGCUGAAAUUUUUGCCCGAGAUAAAAGUGCCGUUCUCAGAAAACAAUUAUUUACGGAGAGUAGCGCUUCUCAACAAGCAACAUGUUUAAAAAAAUUUGAAAAUGGUGAAAACAUAUGUUUAGACGACCUAACUGAUUGGAGCUUACUAGAUGGAGGAACCAGUAAAACGGUAAAUUGGAAUUGCGCGAAAACGUUAGUGGAAUGUGGUAAUACGUUGACUAAUAUUGCACUUAGAAUUCAUAUAAAUGAAUAUAAAGAUUAUUUUGAGGAAGAGAUUGAACGAUGCCGGAGAGUGGCAGCUAAAAUUAUGGAAGAAGGUCUAAGAAAUGUACCUUCGGAAUACUUAAACGAAUCUAUAUUAGUACGAUUUUCAGCAGAUGGGUUAAAAAAUAUCCUUUCUGGUAAGGAAGAAAAUAUAUUCGAAUUAUAUAAAAGCGAAAAACUUGAUCACAUGGAUUCGAGCAUACUGACGCGAACAUUAUGGUGGUCAGAAUAUUUCGGUAGAACAAGAAAGAAUAAUAGUCCUGAAGCGCGAUUAGAUAAUAAUGAUGUAACUGAUCUAAGAUUGCAUAUUGUUCGAACUGCUAGAAAGGAAGGUAAUUUUGAACUAGCGAAACGCGAACUACUUAAUUAUUUGAGAUCCGAACGAGAGCUUUGUCGAUUUGAAGGAGGCGAACGAAAUUACAUUAAUCUCGACUUUGAUCAAGCAACUGAUGAUGUUUUGACGAACGUGAUGCACGUAAAAUGGUCGAAGAAUAAUAUACGUGCUUUCCGUGAAUUUUCAAAAUUGCUAUAUGAUAUGGAACGAGUUAAUAAAGCGUUAAAGGUAUGUAGUGCAACUGCACUUGGAAUAUCUCGAACUAUCGUUGAUGGAGAACAGUCGGCUGAUUUACGUGAGAACGGUACAAUUCUACUUUUGACUCUUGGUAAAUGGAUACAACAAGAGAUAGGCAGCAUUGAAAAUGGUCAAUUGGAGCAAUUGCUCGAAUUUGAAGCUACCCAUAAUGAUGGCUUGAUGAACAAGCUAUUCGGUCCUACCACGAAUUCAAUACCUGUUUCAGAUAUGAUAAUCGGUAGAUUAACACAACUGGGUGUAAACCAAUGUCCAGAUUUGCCACUUGCGUGGUGCAGUUUUGCCAGUUGGUGUUACAAAUGGGGAAGAAAGAUUGUAGAUAAUUCAAAUUCAGGUCAGUUGACUGAUUCGGAUAGAGCAACCAUACGAGACUUAUUACCAUUCGAUACAAGUGAAUCUGACUUGAACGCAAUCUUUUCAAUUUUGUCUCAAAAUAAAACAAUUCCUGAAGACGAAGGCGACAUUACAGACACUUCCAAUGAUGUUAAUACUUCAGAUAUGAUAGAAAAUCAAUUACGUAGCGUUUCAAUAUUAAGUCGUAUUAGCGCUGAUCGUCUCACAACGUUGGUCGAUAUCUGGAGGCAAGCACAGAAGAGGAUUUAUGCAUAUUACGAGCUUUCUGCAAACGCGUAUUUCAAGUACUUGCAACUUGCCGCGAUUAAGGAGGCCAACGAUUGCGCUACUAUUACAGCUACACUUAGAUUGCUACGACUGGUUGUGAAACACGCUCUCGAAUUACAAAAUGUUCUAGAGUCUGGUCUUUCCUCAACUCCUACUGCUCCAUGGAAAGAGAUAAUACCGCAAUUGUUUUCCAGACUUAGUCAUCCUGAGUCUUAUGUACGUACACGAGUAUCUGAAUUGCUGUGCAGAGUUGCAGAGAAUUCACCACACUUGAUCACUUUUCCAGCUGUAGUUGGAGCGGUUUCUGGUCAAAAGAAAAAUUGCAAUAAAGUACUUUAUGAGAAAGCAGAAACUGAUUCAUCUCAAAACGAUUUAGAUUUUAUCGAAGAAGAAGAGGAAAUGGACGCUGAGAGCUCUACUGUACCUUAUCAAGACGAGCAAGAAAAGUUUAUGGAUUGUUGUUUCUCGCAAUUGGUAGACUGUCUAUCGAAUAGGAUUCAAGAUUCCAUUGAGCAAGUGAAAAUACUCGUCAAAGAGCUGCGUCGAAUUACAUUACUAUGGGAUGAGCUGUGGUUAGCAACACUGUGUCAGCAUCACACUGAAAUUUCUAAGCGAUUUGAACAACUAGAAAUGGAAGUACAAAAAGUGCAGGAUAAUUCUUGGUUGAGUGUUGAGGAAAAGGAUAAAUUAAUUGCAGAAAAACACAGAAUUAUAUUGAAGCCAAUAGUUUUCAUAUUAGAAAACCUUUCGGCUAUGACUUCCGUUUCUGCCGAAACACCUCAUGAAAAGACAUUUCAAGAGAAAUUUGGUCCGUCGAUAGAAGAAGCAAUCAAUAAAUUAAACAAUCCUAAGAAUCCUGCGAAACCGCAGAUUGCGAGUAUAUGCUUGAAACAAUUGGAAGGCAAAUUAGCUCAACGUGUACAUAGGCGAGCCGCAUAUUCCCUUUCCAUGAAUGAUAUCAGUCCGGUAUUAGCCAAUUUGAGAAAUACAUGUAUCGCUAUGCCAGGUGUUGCUGCAAAUGAUAACAAAAUUGUUACUAUAAAAUCUGUAGACAAUAAUGUUCAGAUAUUACCAACCAAAACGAAACCGAAAAAGCUUGUGUUCCACGGUUCCGAUGGACACGUAUACACAUAUUUGUUUAAAGGUCUGGAGGAUCUUCAUCUGGAUGAAAGAAUCAUGCAGUUUUUAAAUAUAUGCAACACUAUGAUGUCAAAAAAGGGUGAUUCGAAAAAAGUAUAUAGGGCGCGCCAUUAUUCAGUUAUACCAUUAGGUCCACGAUCUGGAUUAAUACAGUGGGUCGAUGGCGUGACACCCUUGUUCGUCUUGUACAAGAGAUGGCAACAGAGAGAGAGUACUAUGCUUAAUAAAACUGGUAGUUCUGCAAUAUUAAGACCGUCUGAACUAUUUUACAAUAAAUUAACUCCACUUCUGAAAGAGCGAGGAAUCGGCCUGGAAAACAGAAAAGAAUGGCCUGUUCAAGUUUUGAAACAAGUUUUAGCUGAACUAAUGGCAGAAACUCCUAAGGAUUUGCUAGCAAAAGAGAUUUGGUGUAAUAGCAUAAAUGUUGGAAGUUGGUGGCAAGCAACCAAAAAUUACUCCUAUUCGGUGGCCGUAAUGUCAAUUAUCGGCUAUAUCAUUGGUCUCGGUGAUAGACAUUUGGAUAAUGUAUUAGUUGAUCUCAAUACAGGCGAGGUUGUUCACAUCGAUUACAAUGUUUGCUUUGAGAAAGGCAAAACUUUACGCGUACCAGAAAAAGUGCCAUUUAGAAUGACUCCAAACAUCAGAACAGCACUAGGAGUAACUGGAGUCGAGGGCAUAUUUCGUUUAACUUGUGAACAUACGCUCCGAGUAAUGCGUCGAGGACGAGAAACCUUAUUGACCUUGCUUGAAGCGUUUAUAUAUGAUCCGCUAGUCGACUGGCGAGCUGGUGCGGAUAACAGCAUUGCGAGUUACGGAGCCUGCCAGGCUAGAGCACGAUGUACGGGGAUUGGGAGGAAACAAUUAGAACAGGAACUAACACGAGCAAUGUUCGCCGUUCGAGCAGCAGAAAUGCGUGCCGAAUGGUUAGCAAAUAGAGAUGAGUUGGUGAAGAUCUUUCCAUCUCUGUGCCACCACUUGAAUUGUUGGGUAGAGGCAACGGAUAUCACGCGUCAGUGUCAGGAUUUAUUACAAGACAGACACCAACAGCUUGCUUUAGUCAAAGAAGCACAAGCAAUGGGACGUAAUCAUCCACUAUAUUCUGUGAUAAAGCGUUAUAAUUCUUUUAAAAGAGCACGCGAUGCCCAUGAAAAAGCAAAAGCUGGGUUGAAAGAAAAGAUUGAGGACUGUGAAAAGCAGAUUAACAUGCACAACUUGGCACUUUCAAUCGUACGAGGUCCGCAAUUAGGACAAUGGUUGGCAGAAUUGGGUACGUCCACGAGUCAAGAGGAUCACGUAGUUUUUGAUCUUGUGAAAGAAUUCUUACAGAAUGCUGGUCAAAGUCAAAUGAUACUUCAAUGUGAACAAUCAGAAAAUGAAUUGACACAAUUGGCUACACAACAGUCUAUUCUAAUACGAAAUUGUUUGGAUUUAUUGAGUCAAUAUUCAGCGAUUUGUAGCCUGUAUCCGCUGAGUAAUAUGUCGCAACAUCGUACAGUACUUUAUCACGGUUGGGCUAACAAGCUUUUAAACACUGGAGGCGUCGAAACUUGUCGUGAAGUUAUGGUGCAAUUUGAAAAUACUUUUGAUCCGAUCAAAAUCUCCAACAAUCAGCAAGUUCAACAAAUAAUAACAUUUUCUUAUCAAAUGCAAGCGAUUCUAAAUGAAGCAAAUGAAAGAUUAAAGAAAGCAUACGAGAGGAUGGUUUCGGAGGGUUUACCGGAAUCAGUCACUAGAAUAGAGAAAGCAUAUGGAGAAUCUAGAGUACAGAUACAAAACUUUCUGAGACGAGAUAAAGGUGCGGAAAGGGCACUCGAAUGCGUCAAUAUAACCGCACUCUGCGCUUUGAAUAAGAGAUACUUAAUGAUGGAAGGAGCUGCUAAAUGUGCAGGGGAUUGUUUAGUUGAUCUUACAUCCAGAGAAGGAGACUGGUUUUUAGACGAAAUGCGUUUAAUGUCAUCGUUGAUUGCUGAGCUAGUUAGUUUGAUACCUGAAUGCCAUAAAACCAACAAUGAUCCCAAGAUAUCUCUUAUAUUAAAAUGUCUAAGAGGAUCCGAUUGCAUCUACAAAGGAUUGCAAGAACUUAAUUAUAACUUCCACACGAUCAUUUUGCCUGAAGCGAUGAAAACGAUCAUAACGGAAGAGCCAACUGUGAUUAGAAUGAUAGGAGAACUAACAGAGAUAAUUGUAUCAUCCGGUAUACCACUUGGUGAUAUCCUAGGCCAGUUAGAAAUGCAUCUCAGGUUUACCGUUAUGGAGAUGGAAAGUCCUCAUGCAAUGAUACAAAACGUCGUGAAUAACAUGAGAUUAAGAUUCGAGGCAAUGCUAUCUCGACCUGCUGAAAUUCAAGAACCUAAUCAAGAUGAGACAUUGACGCCUGGUCAAAUGCUUUUAAUGGGCUUUAAUGGUUUGUUCGAAAAGCUCCAGAUGGAAGGUAACGCGUUAAUCGCUACUUUGAGUACGCUCGAUAUUCCCUCAUCCUGGAGAAAAAUUGAUCAGAUUCGAGAAGCGAAAGAAAUGUCUGCACCAAUAUUCAAUAAGACAGCUUGUCAGGUGUUGGAGGAUAUAUUUUUGGUCAAACGAUUACAUACCAUACAAGAGUUCUUCAUGAUGUGUAGAGAUAUUGCAACUGCAUUUAAAGGCGGUUUAGCAAACAUUUACAAUGACGAAAGACUAAACAAACCAAUAAGAAUCUUUACAGCCGAUUACGUGUCACGGCAAUUGCUUGGUGUUACUUCUCAAACAUUAGCUAUCGCACUCUGUUUCUUAUUACAACGAAUGGGUUUAAGCGUUACUACCGAGAUCGAGCAAAGGGAUAUCGGAGCUGAGAGUAAAGUUUCGAUAGAAGAAUUGUGUAGAAAGGUUGUCGAUAUAUGCUUAAAGAGAGGUCUCUUUUCCGGUUCUGUUCUUGCUCAAGCUAGUGCUCUCAGUAGCACUCUUGAAAGUGUUUGGCGAAGAAAACAGAGUGCUAGAUUUGCUCAGCAAUGUGUCGAAGUAGCCAGGGCCAGCAUGCAGAGACUUCAGCUACAACUAACAGCUCAUCACUGGUUGCACGAGGAUAGCUUACUAAUGAGGUCAAAUGUUAAUUUAAUGAAUCCUUUGAAUCGUUCUGGAUUUAUGUUAGAACUUCGAAAAACAGCGACAGCACUUACUGCUCUGCAAUCUCGAGUAUGUGAAGCACGAGAACAACAACAAAAUCUUGUUUCCAGCGCAGUGCAACGAUUGAAGUGGGCUGCUGGAGCGAACCCUGCUCUCGGAGAAGUCAUGUCCGCGUUUGAUAACGCGGUACUUUCAUCUUGUGAAAAAUUAACUCGACAGCAUAAACUUGCGACUAAUGUAAUCAAUACCUGCAAUUCUAUAUUGCAUUAUGAAGCUCUAAGAACUAGGACAUCUGAAAGUGUGACACACGAUACGAAUUUUGUCAAACUGAUCAAGCAUUGGGAAGAGAGCUGCAUUUUGACGAUGAAUUUAAAUAUAACAGUAACCGCAAUCGAAGAGAGUCUUGUCGAACUAUUACACAUGGAAAGCAACGUUGACAUGAAUUGGCUAAAGCAGGCUGAGAGAUUUAUCUCUGAAGCGAUACUUGAUGUUCAAAAGAAAUUGCAAGAAAAGCAAGAAGGUUUGCUUUCAGCUCAAGAACGUUUGAGAGAGCAAGUAUCAAACUUACAAAAUGUGUUAACUGAGCAUCAUAGAUUAAUGUCGGAUGUACGAAUACUAUUACGAACUAUGGUGAAACAAGAGAACAUCGAUGGCCUACAAGAAUUUCUUUCUUCGUAUCGGUCUUUCACUGAAAGCAUAUCGGCGAUCGUAAAGGAACUGGAAUCUGACAAUUUAGAUGCAAAUAGAGGAAGAACGAUUAAAGAAGAAUUGGAAAAUAUGGCAACUGUGGCACCAAAUUUGUACAACGAGUUAUUAGGAUUCGCCAAUGAAAAGAAAAUAAAUUCAGCAAAGAUGUCUGAGAAGCAAAAAGAGAUAGAUAAGGAAAAAGAAAGGAGCCGUGAAAGAGAGAGUGAAACUGAAACUUCAAUAGCUAGUUCGAUAAAGAAAAAAGGAAAAUUAAUGAGACAGGAGGGUGUGUGUUACAGUCCUAAGAAAGGAAUUCCACCGACUCGAGACCCAACUACAGGAAAAGCUGUUCAAGAGCGAAACGCGUAUGCAUUGAACAUUUGGCAUCGCGUACGGAUGAAGUUAGAAGGGUGCGAUCCUUAUCCAACAAGAAAGUAUACAACGGCUGAACAAGUGGAAUACGUGAUACGCGAAGCUCAGAGCACCGACAAUUUAGCCCUCUUGUAUGAGGGUUGGACACCAUGGGUCUGAACGAAAAAAGAUUGACGCAACCGCGUCGAUGGUUUAACGCUCGUCACACACGGUACUCGAGUUAGUACCGUUCUUCGCUCUAUGCUCCACAGAGCUAGCUCUCUGUCCGACCAGGUGUGAAGUAUAUCUUCGUUGUCACCUGAAAGAGAAAGUUCAUGUCUGUAAGGAUGCCGUUUAAGUUCGGCAGCGCGCUCUUGCAUACAGAGAAAUUCCAGCGCGAUUCACGAACGAACUUCGAUUCUGGCACUGAUUCUAUGAUUAUCUCAAAAAUCUCUCGUUAACAAUGCGUACUGUGCGAUCUAUAUCAAGGUUUCUUCUUUCCUUUUUUGCGUCUAAUCUUUAUCCGUUUUCCUUCUGGUCAAAGUAGAUUAAAGUACAAUAGCCGAAAAACAAAAAGAAACAGAAUUAAAAGAAAAGUGUGCACUUAUGUACUAUUUGUUGUUAUGCAAAGGGCAACAAAGAUUGUUUCGACAAGCAGGUUAAAAGAUGAGAAAAAAAAUAUAAACUAAAGAAAAUAUAAACUGACGUACGAUCGAAAAAUCAACAGUCUUAUUGCGUAUAUUGCUUGUAUGCUUAAAUGUCGAUGUUAGAUUUGGGAAAAGCAUAGAAUCUGCCGCAUCUUUGAAAUGACAAGGAAUAAGGGCAGAAAGAAAAUGACGCGGAGGAGCUCGAUAACGAUAAACGCGUCGAUAGUGACACUGCCACAGAUAUUUGUUCGAAAGAAGAUCGAUAUCUAUUAUUUCUUUAUUUUAGUAAAUAUUGAUUGAAUUUUAUAAUUGUAACCUAAUCUUGAAAGGAAGAACGUAUAUAGCGUUCGCGAAUGAGUAAGGAUAAUAUUUGGAAAUUUGAAGCGGGACCAAGAACGAUAUGUCACUGUCGAAUCGCGAGUAAAGUAACCGAGAUUAUGGAGAUGCUGGAUGAAAAACAAAGUGUAUUUUUCGUGUUCGUAUUCGCUAUUCGAUAUUAAUGUAAAUCAUCAUGAUCUCAGCACUCUUAUUUUUUUCCUAAAGUGGGAGUACAUAUUUUUCCGAAAUUUCAAUCGAUAAUUGUUUAAAUCAUAGAAGUUUAUCGCGAAAUUUUCCAUAGGUAUUAUUUUUUUUUAUAUUUGGUAGAAUCUGUCAUAUUAAUUCUAGAAGCUUGUUUCAACAAAUAUUAUACAACAAUCAUGGUAAUCAAUCAUUAAUCUGUAAUAGCUUAUAAGAAUGGAAACGUCGGAAAAAAUGAUAUUGCAAAUAUGAAACAAAAUUUGUUCCUUUUCAUAUUAAACAUGUGAUGAUGAUCAUAAGCGUUGCUGGAUCAUACUAUUUUCUCUUUUCUUUUCUUUUUUUUUUUUUUUUUUUUGAGGGAAAGGGGGAGGAAAAGAAGGUCGCACUUUAUAACCAAUAAAGUUUAUGGUAUGUAUAAAAAUUAUGAAAAAGAUGUAUUCCCUUUGGUUUAAUUACACUUUUGAGAAACAA